GUUGAUGUCAAUGACUGUAGAAAAAUGCAACAACAAAAUUGUUAGUCUUCUCUCUUCAUACCGCCGCGAAAAGCUGAAGGAAAAAAAAUCAAAGGGGACAGGAAAAGGUGCCUCGGAAACAUACAUAAGUCGAUGGUUUGCCUAUGAUGCUUUGAAGUUCUUAGACGACAGGAACACACCGAGAAAGAGAAAAAAUACGGAGUCACUUCAUCGCUCGGACUUGGAAAACACUGCCGACCAAAAUGUGUUCACCCCUCCAGUACUACCAAAUGAAUGUAGUCCAAAGAGCGCUAAACAAACCAGGAGGGAUGACAAUGUGCUCUCAGAUGUGAUGGGAAUACUGAAAACAACAGCCAACAAAUUGGACAAUUCGAUAGGUAUUUCUGAUACAACGAAAAGUUUCGCUUCCUUUAUAGGGGCUAAAAUGACUAGUUAUUCUCCACAAACUAGGACUUCGGUCGAACAUGCAAUUUUUGAAAUAAUUAUGAAAGCUGACAGGGGAUAUUACGAAUCGUGGCGUCAUCAAAAUAACCAUGCAUAUGGUUCACACCAAGAUGACUAUUUAUCCAGGGCAAGACAGAACUGUGUGGAUCUGACCGGAUAUUCUAAUCGUCCCUCAACAUCGGCCGGACCACCAUCGGGCACAAACGAAGCGGGACCCUAUGGCUAUACUACGGCAAGAAAUGAAGAUACUACUGACUAUCCAACCAACCAGCCGCCCUUGUCGGUCUCUUCACAAGAGUCUUACACGUCUUCUAUGGAUGACUUUAAUGAUUUAAUGUGAUAAAUAAAGACACUUCUAAACAUAAAUA
Aricia agestis (brown argus) is the source of this 812-nucleotide messenger RNA. RefSeq lists its product as uncharacterized. Bases 5 to 784 code for a protein of 259 amino acids. The transcript is spliced from 3 exons. NCBI's taxonomy places the organism in Eukaryota, Metazoa, Arthropoda, Insecta, Lepidoptera, Lycaenidae. The record is from RefSeq and is a predicted model, not a curated record.